Ipomoea nil (Japanese morning glory) is the source of this 929-nucleotide messenger RNA. RefSeq names its product CASP-like protein 1B2. The record is from RefSeq and is a predicted model, not a curated record. Lineage: Eukaryota; Viridiplantae; Streptophyta; Magnoliopsida; Solanales; Convolvulaceae. The transcript is spliced from 3 exons. Bases 59 to 655 code for a protein of 198 amino acids.
UCUCUAUCUAUCUACACCAACGUGACCAAGCAAUCUGGUCUACAUAUAUAUAGAUAAAAUGGCAGAAGAAAAUGGAGUUGAAAAGCCUCCCCCUGCAGAGGCACAAAAGGCAAGGGAUCAUUAUUGGGUGAUCGGCGGCUUGGUGGUGAGGGUGUUAGCACUGUUUGGGACGGUGGCGGCCACGGUGGUGAUGGCUAUGAACAAGGAAGAGAAAAGCAUUGUGGUGGCCACCAUUGGCACAACUCCCAUCCAAGCCACUCUCACUGCCAAAUUCCAACACACUCCAGCAUUUCUGUUUUUUGUGAUAGCAAAUGGACUUGGGAGCCUUCAUAACUUGCUGAUGUUGGUGACUGAAGUAAUUGGGCCAAAGUAUGACUUCAAGUUUAAGGGGAUACGCCUCCUUCUGCUUGCACUUCUAGAUACGGUGAACGUGGGUCUAGUAUCGGGUGGAAUGAGCGCCGCAGCUUUCAUGGGGCAACUUGGGCGAGAUGGGAAUUCCCAUGCAAGAUGGAGCAGAAUUUGUGACAAAUUCGACACCUUUUGCGACCACGGAACCGGCGCCAUUAUUGCUUCUUUCAUUGCUGUCCUGCUUAUGAUCAUCACCACUCUCAUUACUCUCAUCAAACUCCGGAAUCACUCCUCAACUUCAACAUGAAAAACCACAUCAUAUCAUGCAUACUCAUAUUUAUAUAAAUUACAAACCAUGGAUGUUUACUUAAGUCUAUGUAUAGUAAACUAUAUAUUAUGUGUAUUAUUUAAAUUUGUCGGGCCGGGAUGUGGGGGCCCUUAGGGUCGGGGUUCAGUCUUUUGGAAGAAAUUUGUGAAAGUAUAGUGUGGUAUUGUUGUUAAGUGUUUAAUAUUUGUAGCUGAUGAUGAAAGUUAAGAGUGUUUGACGAUCUUGUUUAUUUAUUAUUAUGAUCUUAUUUUAG